ACCACACUUGUUACAUUGUUGAAGUUUCAUCUUCAAAUUACAUUGUGAGAUACACAAGGCAUCAACAACAGUAAAGAAGAAGAAGAUGUCAGUCUCAAAUGAUCCAUUAGUGAUAUCAUUUGGUGAGAUGCUGAUAGAUUUUGUUCCUGACAAAUCUGGUGUAUCCUUGGCUGAGUCUUAUGCUUUCAUCAAAGCACCUGGUGGUGCCCCUGCCAAUGUGGCUUGUGCUGUAUCAAAACUUGGUGGCAAUGCUGCCUUCAUUGGCAAGGUAGGGGACGACGAGUUUGGAAAGAUGUUAGCUGACAUCUUGAAGAAAAAUGGGGUGAAUACAAAUGGUGUUAGUUUUGACAAAGAGGCUAGAACUGCAUUGGCUUUUGUGACAUUGAGAAGCGACGGAGAGAGGGAGUUCAUGUUUUACAGAAAUCCUAGUGCAGAUAUGUUACUGAAAGAAUCUGAUUUGAAAAUGGAUUUGAUUAAGCAAGCAAAGAUAUUUCAUUAUGGAUCUAUUAGUCUUAUUUCUGAGCCAUGCAGAUCUGCUCACAUGGCUGCCAUGAAAGCUGCUAGAGAAGCUGGUGCUUUAUUGUCCUAUGAUCCAAAUGUGAGGCUUCCUUUGUGGCCUUCUGCUGAGGCUGCUAGGUCUGGAAUCAAAAGUAUUUGGAAUGAGGCUGAUUUUAUUAAGGUGAGUGAUGAUGAAGUUGAAUUUCUUACACAAAAAGAUCCUCAGAAUGAAGAGGCUGUUAUGUCUCUAUGGCAUGACAAGUUGAAGUUGCUUCUUGUUACUGAUGGAGAGAAGGGUUGCAGAUAUAUCACUAAGAAAUUUAAAGGAAAGGUAGGUGGAUUUUCGGUGAAGGCAGUUGACACGACUGGUGCUGGUGAUUCAUUUGUUGGUGCAGUUCUCAAAGCCGCGGCCAAAGACCCUUCCAUAUUUGAUGAUGAACCAAAAUUGAAAGAGGCUUUGUUAUUUGCAAAUGCUUGUGGAGCAAUGUGUACAACACAGAAAGGAGCCAUUCCUGCACUUCCAACUACUGAAGAGGCUCAGAAAUUCAUGUCCAGCAAUAAACCCAAUUAAAUUUUCCUCUAAAAUUUGAUGAUAGUCCAAAGGCCUAGCUAUAUUCAUUCUCAUUUGUGAGUUUUUCCUUUAAUAAAGUGUUGUUUAUGAAUAAUAAACAACUAUUUUUUGUUUCUUAAAGAAAGAAUAUGAAUGUAGUUUAUGUUAUUAAUUUUCUUAUAUUAAUAGUAGAAGUGGCGAAGAGUCAAGACAACAUUGAACGAGAA
Messenger RNA from Trifolium pratense (red clover), 1275 nucleotides. Its product is annotated as probable fructokinase-5. The transcript has 5 exons. Gene Ontology annotation, molecular function: fructokinase activity. The record is from RefSeq and is a predicted model, not a curated record. Gene Ontology annotation, biological process: fructose metabolic process. Gene Ontology annotation, cellular component: cytosol. Lineage: Eukaryota; Viridiplantae; Streptophyta; Magnoliopsida; Fabales; Fabaceae. The coding region runs from base 86 to 1069 and encodes 327 amino acids.